AAACCAAACUCAUCUUUCUUUGUCAACCCACAUAACAUAAUUCUUUUGUGUGUGUUUUUUUGUUUUGUUUUGAAGCUGGCCACCCACGCUAUACUUUUCCAUCAACUGAGAAUAACCAGCAGUAUCGAUGUAGCCAGGAAGCUCCACAGUUUGGUUGCAGUGCAUGGGUAUCUCAACCAAGAAAAUCUUAGUGUUGUACUGGGCUCACAGCUCGUGCACACUUAUGUCAAGCUUGAUAGAUUCCAAGAAGCUCUUGCUCUCUUUCACCAGCUUCCCAAAAGGAACAACUUUGCAUGGAACUCCAUCCUCAGAGGCCUUGUAGAUGCUUCUCGCUUCUCCCAAACCAUAGAGUUCUAUCGGAUGAUGAUGCAACAAGGCCUGACGGCUGAUCACUAUACGUAUCCCUUGGUUCUCAAGGCUUGCUCUGCAUUGUUUGAUAUUGAACAGGGGAGAGAGAUUAGAAAUUCGAUUCAAUUUCAUGCUGUUCAUGAUGGCGCAAAACCCAAUAUAUAUGUUCAGUGCGCUUUGAUUGAUAUGUUUGCCAAAUGCGGGAGUUUGGAUGAUGCCCGGACUGUGUUUGAAGAAAUGCCUGAGAGAGAUUUGGUAUCAUGGAGUAGUAUGAUUGGUGGAACUGUGCAGCAGGGUGAGUGGUCUGAGGCUUUGAGUUUGUUCAGGAGGAUGAGAUUGGAGGAUUUUGGACUCGAUUCUGUGAUUUUAGCUAUUGUAAUUCCAGCGUGUGGUAGGCUGGCAGAUGUGAGACUGGGAAUGGGGAUGCACUGCUGUGCUAUCAAGUGUGGAUUCAAUGACUAUCUUUGUGUUUCAAACGCACUGAUUGAUAUGUAUUGCAAAUGCGGGCACUCUGACAUGGGCCGGUAUCUUUUUCGGCUUUUGGAUUGCAAGGAUAUCGUUUCUUGGAGCAGUAUAAUUGCAGGGCAUUCACAGAACUUUGAGUAUGUUGAAAGUUUGGCUCUUUUCCUUGAGAUGCUGUCAUUGCAUGUGAGACCAAGCCCAGUCACUAUAGCCAGUGUGCUUCCUGGCUUUUCUGAAUUCAAGCUGAUCAACAAGGGAAAAGAGAUCCACAGCUACGCCAUACGACAUGGGUAUGAGUUUGAUCACUUUGUGGCCAGUGCAUUGAUAGACCUAUACUGCCAGUGUGGACUGAUGAGAGAAGCAGAGUCCAUAUUUGAGAUCAUGUCAGACAGUGACAUUGCCAUCGUGAACUCAUUGAUAACCGGAUAUGCCUUGAAAGAAGACAUCGAAUCUGCAUUUGAGACAUUACGGGUGAUAAGAAGAGCAAAUCUCAGACCAAAUGCAGUGACCAUUAUCACCCUUCUUCCGCUGUGCAACCGCCUCACAAUGCUCAGCCAUGGGAAGGAACUGCAUGGUUAUGUGAUUAGAGGUGGCCUCCAAUCAGCUGUUUCUGUGAGUAAUUCAUUGAUAGACAUGUACUGCAAAUGUGGGUGUCUGGAACUCGGAAUGGAGGUCUUCAGACAUAUGACAGUCAGGGAUAUUGUGACUUACAACACCAUAGUAGCUGCACUGGGGAUGUACGGCCGAGGAGAAGAGGCAAUUCUAUGUUUUAAUCUGAUGAAAAAUGAGAGGAUUGAACCAAAUAAGAUAACAUUUAUAGCACUGUUAUCAGCUUGUAGCCAUGCAGGUCUUGUCGAAAUGGGUCAUUUGUUCUACAAUUCAAUGAUGCAAGACUAUGGUAUUGUUCCAGAUAUGGCGCACUACUCAUGUAUGGUGGACCUCCAUGCCAGGUCUGGCCGUCUGGAAGAUGCAUGGGAGUUUAUUCAAAAGAUGCCUCUGGAGCCAGAAAUUGAUGUGUUGGGGAGCCUACUGGGAGCAUGUAGAGUUCACAAUAGAUUAGACAUUGCCGAGCUUGUAGGCAGAAGCAUCCUUGAAAAGCAAACUGAAGAUCCAGGCUAUCACAUUCUGCUAUCUAAUAUAUAUGCAGCAGCUGAGAAAUGGCCUGAUGCAAAGAAGGUCAGAGAAAUGAUUAAAAAGAAGGGUAUGACAAAGAAGCUUGGUAACAGCUGGAUUCAGAUUGGAUGUUGCAUACAUUUCUUUGCCGCAAGAGAUUGGUCCCACCCAGAGUUCAACGUGAUAUAUGAGAUUAUGCUUGUCUUAUUUUCGCAGAUGAGGGAUGAAGGUUAUGCCCCUGACUUCCUGCAUAAUCAACUAGAAUUGGAGUAUGAUGGCAUGUAUGCUCUGUGAUUAGUAGCAGAAACCAAUGAUGUUUUUUUGGAAGUAAUUAACUCUGACCUUCUAUCAGUUAUUUACUUGGGGAGACAUUGCAAGACCUGAUCAGCCAUUGUUAUCAAUUAAGAAGUCUUCCAAGAUUUUCUCCACUGCACCUUAAAUUUUUUCCUGCCAACAGGGUUUCAAAUACAGGUCUGGCUUCUACUUCAGCAUAAAAAGAUGAAUCAUGCAGAUUAAUUAAGAAG
This is a messenger RNA of Dioscorea cayenensis subsp. rotundata (Guinea yam), 2447 nucleotides long. RefSeq names its product putative pentatricopeptide repeat-containing protein At3g01580. NCBI's taxonomy places the organism in Eukaryota, Viridiplantae, Streptophyta, Magnoliopsida, Dioscoreales, Dioscoreaceae. Gene Ontology annotation, molecular function: RNA binding; protein binding. Gene Ontology annotation, biological process: RNA modification. The record is from RefSeq and is a predicted model, not a curated record. The annotation marks the transcript as partial. The transcript has a single exon.